Messenger RNA from Magallana angulata, 19130 nucleotides. RefSeq lists its product as uncharacterized. The transcript has 101 exons. The record is from RefSeq and is a predicted model, not a curated record. Gene Ontology annotation, biological process: microtubule-based movement. The coding region runs from base 186 to 18284 and encodes 6032 amino acids. NCBI's taxonomy places the organism in Eukaryota, Metazoa, Mollusca, Bivalvia, Ostreida, Ostreidae. Gene Ontology annotation, cellular component: dynein complex. Gene Ontology annotation, molecular function: dynein light intermediate chain binding; ATP binding; minus-end-directed microtubule motor activity.
UUUAGAAGCCUGAUUGCAAAAUAAGAUUCUAAACUUUUAACAGUUUGUCGUUAUGCAAAUGAGUUGGCAACCCAAACAAUAUGGCGGACAACAUGAACGCUCAUGGACUUAGAAACCAUUAACAUUAUGUAUUUUUAGGAAAAAAAUUGAUUGUUGGGAUUUAAAAAGCAAUUUAAGACAACAAAAUGGACGAACGAUUAAAGUGGUUGGAGCUGAGGAUAAGCUCCUCCCUCAGACCUAGAAAUGAAGAGCUGAAAAAUAUGUUCCUUAACGAUGAAAACAGACUUGCCUUUUACGAGUUUAUAAACAAUGAGGAUGUGAGGAAGUUGUUUGUCUACAACAAAGAGAGACAGAUCAUAGCGUCACUGAUCCCACCCUUUGAUCUCAAAUACAAAUCCAUCUUCUUUCUGAAGUGCAAUGCUGGGACAAAGCUGACCAAAGAAAACAUUGGAAAUGAAGUCUUUUACAUUGAUUGCACUAACAUACCCCUUGAGCACCUAGAGCUGCUUAUCAGAGAGGUUUAUCUCCCCUUGAUGUGCACAAAUCAGGGGAAAAUUGCCACUGGUGGGGACAAAGUGAUGGAUAUCCUCCAUAGACUUAUGUCUGUUGUAGAAGUGUCCCAAGGUCAUGUAGAGGGGCGCAUCAUUCUAAGUCUACCCUCCAUAGAAGUAUUAGCAGAAGCAGCUGCCACCCCAAACAGAAGAGGAGCUGUUUUACAUGUCUUGGAGACUACAGUGCUGGCAUGGAUCAAACAAAUAAAGGGCGUUUUGAAACAUGACCCAAUAGCUGACCUGUUCCACCAUUAUGGACCAGAGCCAGGCCCUCUUGAUGAGGUCAAGAUGUGGGAGCGGCAGUUAGGACGUCUGCACUCCAUUCUGAGACAGCUAGAAUCCCCUGUAGCCAAGGACAUCCUGCAGAAUUUGGACCAAGCUCAAAGCCAGUAUUCCAGUUCUUUUAACCAUGUGAGGAAAGAUGUCAACAAGGCGGUGUCAGAGACAAACAGAACUCUCCGAUUCCUCACCACCAUGCAGUGGUUGUUCGAGGAUUUGAACAGCACUCUGAACCCUUGCCACAUGCUGAAGUUGUUCAAACCACUGAUGCAGGUUCUCUUCCUAGUCUGGCAGCAUUCUGUGUACUACCAUCAGAUGGAUAAAUUCCACAAUCUCCUGAGAUUGCUGUCCAAUGAAGUGGUCCACAGAGCCAUUGCAAUGGUCGGGGAAGACAUUCUGAGAGAGCCACUGGAGUCAUAUACCAAACUGAAGGAGGCUCUGAGGGUCUGUGCUGCAUUCAGAGGAACCUAUCUAGACUUCAAAGACAAAGCUGAUGACAAGAAUGCCCAAAACAUUGCCGAAAAUGCAGAGAGAUUAGCCUCAAGGCCACAAGGCAGUCUGUUUCUGACCAAAAUGUAUGGACCCCAUGCCUACACCCCCAGGUAUGGUCUGAGACACGGGGAUGGACACUCAAGCAGUGACUCCCUUACUGACGAUGAACUGUGGACAGACAGUCCCUGGCCCCCAAGAAAUGCUCCCUGCUUUGACCUUUUAAACAGCUUCAUGGAGAGGUGCAAUGAUGUACUGGAGCUAGUGGAGACCACCCGCCACUUCCGUCUGCUAGCAGAUGCCGCCGAGAUAGGUGGUGCCGGAAGUAUGAGCCUGGAUGCUUUGGUCAAAGAGAUCCACGUCAAAUACACACAAGCCAUGAAGGAGUUUUUUGCUGUAGUGGACAACGUCCUUAGUAUAGAUGGAACCCAGAAUUUUGAAAGGGCCUUCUUUAGAUUUAGAACUGUAGUGAAGUCCUUAGAGAAGAGGUUGGCGGAGAUCCUCCGUCUGUCCUAUAACCACUGCCCAACGGUGGAGUCCCAGCUCCGCCUCCUGGAGGUGUUUGAGGGGGUCAGUGGGCGUGAGCUCGUACAGAUUCACCUAAAGGACAAAGACCUUCAGUUAGUGAAGGCGUUUUCUGCUGAGCUGCAGGCUGUCAGAAGCAUGUUUGAUGAGGCGAACAUUAGCCCUCCCCUGCACGCUAAUAUGCCCCCCAUAGCUAGUCGACUGUUCUGGGUCAGAGCAUUGCAAGAGAGGAUCCGGAGACCGAUGGAGAAACUAAAGAGGGUCAGCCCCCACUCCCUGGAGGGGGACGAGGGGUGGCAGAUGAGGGACGCCUACCAGGAGUGUAUCAAGGUCCUGGAGGAGUAUGAGAAGAAGAUCACCCUCGACUGGCAGACCAACAUCACCUCAGAACUCACCAUGAAGCUCAAGCAGCCAUUGCUGAUUGCUGAGGAAUAUGACGAAGAAGUGGAUAUCCGUCCUCAAGUUGUCCAUGCCAAUUUGGAUGCUCAGCUUCUCCUCUUGCUGAAGGAAAUCCACUAUCUAUGUGGAGAACCCUUCAAUAUCCACCUUCCACCUGCUGCAAAGGAGUUGCUGAGAAACACUGAUGCUCACGAACUGAGGACCACUGCUACCCGACUGGAGACCAUUGUGUCAAAGUACAACAACAUCAUGAGAUCCAUCACCGAGUUUGAGAGACCUCUGUUUGAAAGGAAACUGUCCAAGAUUGAUAUUCUGUUUGAACAAGGCCUUCAGCAGUACACAUGGAGAAUGAGAGAGUCAGCUGACUUCAUCGAGCAGGCCAUGUCACUUGUGUGUGUGGAUGUUCAUCAGAAUCUUGACAUUGUUCAAACAAACUGUCACGAGAUUGCAGGAAUAACAAUAUCUUGGUCUAUGGGAUCUCUGGAUGUGUUCACUUCACGGGAUCAGGAAAAAUCCUACUCCAUGGAAGAGUUGCUGGGAAUGCAAAAGCAUUUAGAAGAUGACUUGGAGAAUGUAGUCAUCCCUUCUGGCCAUAAGAUCCAUCAGCUUGUGGACACAUCAUUUGAGGCUGUACAAAUAAGCCAGGCCUCUCCUGCCUGGCAGGAUUACAUUGACUAUGUGGACGCCAUCGUUUUGGACGGCUUGAAGCAAGCUACACUGACCAGUCUGAAGUCAAUGCUGAACAACCUGGUGCAGGCCAACAUGUCUGCUGAGGAUGACCUGGUUAUGCCAAUCCUGACCAUCCGACUGGAGCUGAUAGACAACCGAGUGGCGUUCCGACCACCCCUGGACACCCACACCUCAGUGAUCUCCGUACAGGAACUGGUUCAUCAAUGGCUGGACAGCUUCCUAGCCAGGGGAAAACUCGUCAAAAUGCUAGGACCAAAAGGCACCUACCAAGACUACAUAUCAGCAGAUGAUGAGGUGAAACAGCUUCUGUUGGACAUCAAUAAAAUGGUUUAUGAAAAUGGAGAGGAAUGCAAGAAACUGAUUGAAAUCUUUGGAGACUAUGCAUUCCUGUGGUUGCAAGACGUGAAUCUGACAUUUGAGGAGUUUCUGCGAGGGAAGCUUUCACCUAAUCCCCUCAGGAGCCCCAACAGAACAUUUGCAGGAAUGGUCCGUCAGCAGGCCACUGAAAGGUCAAGGACAGAUUCAAGAGCUUCAUCCACCAGCAGUUUGAAUUCAGCAGGAUUACUGGGAACUGCGGAGAGAACAUUCCUCACACCCAAAAACCAACAAGAGGAAGUGUCAUCCAAUAUUCCAAGUUUGGAUGAGUUUGAUGCAGAAAUUGAAAUUUACAGGACUGCCAGAGAUGAAAUUCAGAGCUUGGAGGACUUCCAUAAUGUUGGCUGGCUGCGUGUGGACCUUCAGCCAAUCAAACAGGUCCUUACAACAUAUGCUGCCAAAUGGAUGUGGACAUACACCAAAUAUCUCUCAGAUCAGGUGACAGACAUGUUAGAGAAGCAUGACAUGUUCCUGAAGCGGAUUGAGCCAGAGAUUGAGGGCAUUACUGGGGAGGAGAGAGACACAGCCUCUUUUAUGAAGAUGAUGAGAUUGUUCAAUGAGGUAUCAGCACAGCAGCUAGAAAUGGAUGGCAAGUUCACAGCUAUGCACAGGACUGUGUUGCUGUUGAAGAAAUAUGGCCAGAAACUACCAGAGAAGACCCAAGGUCUGUUCAGUGCUGCCCCAGGGCGAUGGAACAACCUGAAAACCAAAGUGUCCCUGGCCAAGCAAAGGCUGGGGCCCAGAAUCCAGGAGGAGUCAGUGCGCAUCACUCAGGAUUUGGAGGCCUUUGGAGAGAGAGUUAUGUCCCUUGCCAAGGAGCUGGAGAAUUCUGAUGUGUAUAACAGAGACUGUAACAUUUCUGAUGCCUGGGUUAUAAUUGAUGGAUUCUCCAAGAGACUGACAGUUCUGGAGAACGAGGCACAGGACCUGAUAGAGCUGCAGGGACUCCUUGAGGCGUCGGUGGUCAACUUUGAAAUAUUGCCUCAGUGUAGACAUGAGCUGAACAACCUGAAACAGGUGUGGGAGACUGUGCGAGUAAUCGACGAGCAGCAGUCGGAGUGGAAGCGACACCGCUGGCAGAAGAUGAACACCAAGUUCUUGAAGGAAGAGACCAACAAACAGCUAGACAUUGUGAGGGGCCUGCCGGAGGACAUCUUCACCUGGGACGUGUACAUGGGGCUGCAUGAGUCCAUCAGCACAAUUCAGGCGUGUCUUCCUCUGAUUGAUGACCUCAGUAACCCCGCCAUGAGAACCAGACACUGGAAAAAACUGGUUCAGGUCACCAAAGGGGGGAUCAACAUUGACUCUGAUUCACUGAAGAGGAUGACCCUCGGAGAACUCCUGGGGCUGGGACUGCAGAAACAUGUGGAUGAUGUCAGAGCCCAGGUACAGAGGGCUGUGAAAGAUCUGUCAAUAGAACAGAGUCUGAAGACCUACGACGAGGUCUGGCUCAGCAAAAUCUUUGAGCUAAGGCCUCACACCAGGAUCAGGACCGAGAUAGAUGUGACUCCAACAAAUCCAGAUCAACAUAGUGAAAGUGACCACUCUCAGCAGCAUGGACAACCCCCGGGCGCCAGUCGUAGCCAGGCCCGGACAGGAAGUCGAAUCUCCAACCAGAGUUCACACAGUAAAAACAAGCGAAGCAGUAUCGCAUCACUGCCUGCUUCGCUGCUUAACCUUGGUGAGGUAAUCGAAAACGACACUGGACAAAUAAUGCUCCUUACCAUGACUGACCCGAUAUUUGGUGAACUGGAAGCCCACCAGGUGUCUCUUCAAGCGAUGCAUAGCAACAGUCUGGCAGGCAGCUUUAUGGAUGACGUUGUCAAGUGGCAGAAGCGUCUGCAAACCAUUGAGGCUGUCCUCAGAACUUGGCUGGAUGUCCAGGAACUCUGGAUUGAGCUGGAGGAGGUGUAUUCUAGCACUGAUGUGAGGACCUCGCUCUCCCAUGAUGCCAACAGGUUUGCUGUCCUCAACAAGGACUUCAGACUCCUCAUGAGGGCCACAGAGAAAAACCCUAAUGUACUGCAGAGGUGUACACGCAAGAAUAUCCUGUCCAUCGUGGAGCACAUGAAGCACGGUUUGGAGACCUGUCGCAGAAAUCUUCUCCAUCACCUGGAACGUCGGCGACAGAUCUUCCCACGAUUCUACUUCCUGUCUAUGGAGGAUGUCCUGCAUAUUGUCUGCAAUGGAUAUGACCUGAACCAAGUGAACCUGUACAUCAACAAGCUGUUUGAGAAUGUAGGCAGCAUCGUGUUUGAGGAGGUGGAAGAGGAGGAGAGGUAUAAAUUCCUCAUCACCGGCGUCACCAGCUGUCUGGGCGAGAGGCUGGAGUUCAACCAACCUGUAGCAUGUGAGGGACAAAUAGAAACAUGGCUUUCCUCCUUUGUGAGCAGUCUGAAGGGCUCCCUACAAUUCCAAAUGGCCACUGCCCUGGGUUAUGAGAAACCUAGACCCAAGAGAAGGACAAUCAGGAGUGCUGGCUCCCGGAAAGUCUCUGUGCCUGUCCGGGCCUCAAGCUCCCUCAGCAAACAGAAUAAAGGAGACAAAACAGGAAGUAGAGCCAGCAGCAGGCAGAAGAAGGAACGGGAAAAGGAAAAAGAACCCACCGCUAGUCGUGCAUCAUCUGUUGCCGAGCAACUGCUAAGCGACCCAGAGAGAGACCCCCAGAAAUCCUGGACCCUGGAUCAUGUAGCGGAGGUUGUCUACCUGGCCACUCAAGUGCAGAUGACUGAACAGAUCACCGAGAGUCUGGCUGCACUGGAUUCUGGGAACAGGGACAGUCUCAAGAACUGUCUGGAUAAGAUUAACUCCAGUAUUAAGGCCACAGUCAUAUUACUCAAAGGCUUGGAGGGUGACAAAGAGGCUAAGGGCAGGAAGGAAAAAACAGAAAGUGAACUGAAGUCCAACCGUCUGGGUGAGGAAAAAGAAGAAUUCUCAGAGUCAGCCUCAGUUGCCGGGGCCAGGAGUAGCUACGGUGGGGCAUCCAUGGGGCAGUCCAGGAAGGGCUCCAUGUUUGAUGUGGGGCUAGAGUCGGGGCGAUCCCCCAUCCCAGAGGAGGAAGGGUCCCUGCAGGACCACCAGGACUCUACUGGGACCGGCGGUGAAAACACUCAGCGCUCCAAAACUGACAAACCCGACCAGAAAGCAUUGGUUGAACCUCAGACAAUGGAACCUAUUGAUACAAUGAACAUUCUCAAUAUGCCACUACCCACAAUCAAAACCACCCAGGAAGUCGAAGCAGCUAAGAUGGAAGAGCCGAUCGAUAACUCGGAGCUCAAACUCAUGCUGUUCCCGAGUCAGAUCCAGAAACUGACCUCCUUGCUGGCCUUGAUGGCUCACCUGCGAGAUUUCAUGGAGAGAAUGAUUGAGGCGGAGAACAACGACGCCUUCAGUACAUUCCAGUGGAACGCCCAGCUCAGAUAUUACUAUAACAAGGACACUAAAGGGGUCACUGUCAAGUGUCUAGAUGCAGAGUUUGACUAUGGCUAUGAGUACAUUGGUUCCAGCAAUCGUGAGGUGAUCACACCGCUCACCGAGCGAGUGUUCGUGGCCUUGUGCCAGUCCAUCAGGGCACACAUGGGGGGCAUGUGUGUAGGGGCCAUGGACACGGGAAAGUUUGAACUUGUUCAUGAACUGAGUAGAUCCCUGGGCUAUCCCCUGUACAGGUUCAACUGCACCAAGACCAUGAACUAUGAACAGCUUCAGGACAUCUUCAGAGGAAUGGCUGCCACUGGAUCCUGGGUAUGUUUUGACAACUACAACCACCUAGCCCCUGCCGUUCUGAGCGUCUUUGCUCAGUUGAUGUCCGCUGUAAUGGAGGCCCUGAAGGCAGGGAAGGUGGCGGUUCAUCUCCAGUCUGAUGACAUACAGCUCAACCCCAGCGGGGCAUGCUUUGCCCUCCUAGACAGUGCACUGAAGGUUCAGCCAGGAAACCCUGACAAACUUCUGCUGUAUCCAUCAAUCACUGCUGCCCUCCCAGACUACAUCAUGACCCAGUUUAGAACUGUCACCAUAGUACAGCCUGACCUUCACCUUACACUGGAGGUCAUGCUGUGUAGUCAAGGAUUUAUUCAUGGACGAGAACUUGCCAAGAAGACAAUGAUGGUUUAUGAAAUGUGCCGUAAACUCCUGGGCACAACUCAGUUCAUAUCUGAAGACAUGACUCAAGGUUGUGACAUAGCUACAAGCAAUGGCGGCUGGAGCAUCAAGACUUUGAAAGGGGUGGUCUCAGAAGCAGGCGCCUACUUGGAGAAGAACAUGUCCGACGUGCUGGACAUGGCAGAGAUGAGCCCAAUUAAAGAGGAGGAGGAAGAAGAGGAGAAGGAGGAAGAAGACCUACAGGAGGAUGGAGAGAAACAUGAAGAGGAGGAGACUGAGAAAGUGAAGAAAGACAAAGCACCUGCUGCCACUGCUCCUCAAGGAGACGGCAUUUCCUCAGAAAUGAAACUCCGGGCAGAAGAGAAGUCCUUAGUGAUGGCCAUAAGAGACACUUUCCUACCCAGAAUGCAAGGCAGAGAUGCAAGCAUCUUCUGCACCCUGAUCACUGAUAUCUGGCCCCAUGUGGACCUUCCCCUGCUGUUCGGAGGGGGGUCUCCCUUGUCCAAACCACCCCAAUCCAGAAUCAGCUCCCGCGCGAGAACAGCUAAGAGUGAUAACUCCGCACGCUCAUUAAAAGAUCCCAUAUUCCAUUGGAGAGACUCCAUCAAUUUGAACACCCCAGUGGUGCCCCUGGCUCACGCGGCAGGCAGUCGAUUCAUGGUGGACGGACAGAGACAAGUGUUGGAGGACAUGCACGAUGCCAUUGCCGUGGCAACAGGUGACCUUGGCCUUUUGCCAGGAGUUGCUUUCCAAGGUCGUGUGGCACAACUGGCAAAUCUGAAUGCUGCUCACCAAACAAUAUUUGUGGUUGGACCAGCAGGAUGUGGAAAAAGCGAGUGCAUCAAAACGUUUGGAUUUUCCGAGAGAGAGCGGGGUAAAACUAUUGCUGUCCAGACAUUAUUCACCAAGGCUGUUGAGUCUGAGGAGCUCAUGGGAUACUUCCACACCAAGAAUGGAGAAUGGAAGGAUGGAUUACUGACAUCUCUCCUAAGAAAACUCUGUAUCCAGCCAGCUUCUACCAACUAUGACCUCCAGACGACCCAGAAAAUGAAGGUCAUCCAGCUGGAUGGGGAAGUGGAUCCAGGUCAGAUGGAGCUGCUCAGUGCUGUGCUGAACAAUGAUGGUGCAGUGGUUCUGGGCAACAACGAGAGGAUCAUUAUUCCAGAGACUGUCCGAUUCAUCUGGGAGAUGGAGAAUGUGGAGAAGAUGAGCCCUGCCGUGUUGGCCAAUGUAGGAAUCCUGAUGAUGACCUCACAGGAUGUGGGCUGGAAGAUGAUGCUGGUGCAGUGGCUGGAGAAGUGUGAUGAUGCAGACAAGGAAUUGAUGACUGGAUUCUGUGAUAUUUACAUUGAGAAGACAAUAGACUAUCUCUCAAAGUGCUGCCAGCCACACAUGUUUGGAAACAACGACACCAAGGGAUGUCCCCGCUACAAGAGGGUCAUCAACCACUCAGUGGAAAACAUGGUGUCUACGUUUACAACUCUACUGGAUGCCCUGAUCUCCAGAUGUCGAGAACUGAGUGAUGUUGAGCUGGAGCGAUACUUUAACUUUGCUGCUGUCUGGGCCUUCGGAGGAACUCUGGAAGCAGAGUGUCGCGAGUCGUUCAGUAACUGGUGGAAGGAGCAGUUUGAGCAGCAUAUUGAUUAUCCCGAGGAGGGAACUGUAUUUGACUACUCUGUGGGGUCAGUUGAUGCUGUGGACCAGGGAACCCACGAGUUUGUACGCUGGGCCGACAUCCUGCCUUCCUACAGUAGCAGUGCAGCCAUGGGGAUUCCCCCAGAGGCAUUUGUGCACACUGUGCCAGCAGAGCAAAUGACUUUCCUGUUGAGUACACUCACAGACUACAGGAAAUCUGUGAUGUUGGUCGGAGAAAAUGGCUGUGGUAAGACGGCCAUCAUUAAUGACAAGAUCCGGACAGCCUACUCCGGAGAAGUGGCCGAGGUCCUGUCCCUCACCAUACAGGCCAACAGGUUUACCAAUGCCAGACUCCUGUAUGACAGACUGGAUGAGAGACUGGAAUGGAAACAUGGACAGACCUAUGUUCCCAAGGGCAACAAACGUCUGCUCUGUCUUGUGGAUGACAUCAACCUAUCCCAGGUUGACCUGUCAGGACAGCAGACGGCUGUGGAGCUGGUGAGAGAACACAUUGAUGAUGGUGGCUUCUACAAUCAGGACACACACGCGUGGCGCUAUGUCAACAGUGUCACAUACUGCACCACGGUCAAUCCAAACACCACCGCUAACGUCCCCAAACUCAGCCAGAGGUUCAUGAGGCACUUUGCUGUCUUUGGAGUGCCUUACCCAGACUUGGCGGACCAGCAGAGCAUCUUCUCCAUCCUCCUGCAGACACACUUCAUUGCCCCUGAGACCUCCAGUACACAGGCUGGUCAUCAUCUCCAUGAUGAAAAGAACUUGGUGAUCAUUAAGAAACAGGAGGAGGCCAUGAGGUCCCUAUUGAGCCUGAUUGUGAAGGUGACAGUAGAGUUACAGGACCGAGUGAGGUCCAUGUACCUCACCACCUCCCAGAGGUGUCACUACAUGUUCACAAUGAGGGACCUCUCGGUCAUAUUCAAAAAUCUGUGCCUGUCUCUCCGCCCUGGCUGUUCCAAGAGGAAUCUGAUGUUGCUAUGGCAGCAUGAGUGUACGUGGGUGUACUCUCACAGAAUGGUGAGCGAGGUGGACGUUCGUCGAUACAGACAGGCCUUUGUGACCGCUGUCAAGAAGGAAUUCACCAAUGAUGAAGAGGUGACCCACAUGCUGAAGGUGCGUCAACCAUAUUUUAGUAACCUGAUUGAGCAGGACAGUGGGGUGGUGACCGCGGGGAUGAUUGACACCCGCCACAGCUCCAACAUCUCGGAGGAGGACGCCAAAACCGACCUGUACAAACCUGUCUUCAAAUUUGAGGAUGUCAAGGAGCUAAUGUCUAAAGGGGUUGAGGAAUAUAACAAAAUCCAUCCCCGCAUCAAAUUAGCUCUAUACAAGCGUGACUAUACGACUGUGAUAGAACAAGUGUGUCGCCUGGCCCGGACCAUUGCCUCCCCCCACGAGACCUCCCACUCCGUGCUAGUCGCUGAGGGGUGCCCGGGGAGGGCCACAAUCAUUGUCAAGCUGGCGGCCCACCUGUGUGGGUACACAGUGUACCAGAUCAACCCCACGUCCAUGGGAUCCUCCACCGAGUACAAGAUGGAUCAGUUCAAGGCCGACUUGGUGCAGGGAUACACCAGGGCAGGCUCAAGGGGAGAGAAGAUUCUACUGCUCCUACAUGAGGAGGAGCUCUUGGAGGAGGACUUUAUUGUGUUCCUCCAGGAGUUUAUCAUGGGAGGCUCCAUCAGCCAUCUGUUUACCUAUGAGGAGCAGACGACAAUCAUCAACUCCAUCAGAACAGAGGUCACUCAGGCCGGGCUCACCUACACCAGGGACGUAGCUUGGAACUUCUUCCUCAGGACUGUAAGGAACAAUUUCCGAGUUUGCUUCAUCAUGAAUGAGGGCAAGGAGGCUUUCCAGAGACGGUGCCGAGAAUUCCCGUCCUUUGCCAAAAAUGUCAACUUCUUGUGGUUCCCACACUGGUCCAAGACACAGCUGGUUGAGCAUGCUCAAUACCAUUUCAAAGACAUCAACUGGAUGACAGCCAUACAGAAGGAGAACAUCUCCCACAUGUUGGCCUCCAUGCACCUGGUUCUCCGUCAGCAGGACGGGCAGGAGAAGGAUGCGGGCGAGUACUGUCACAUCACCAACACCAGCUACGAGAAGUUCGUCGAGAGAUAUAUAUCACUGGCCUCUGCUAAGAACCAAGAGGUCUGUUCAGAUCAUGACUCUGUGACUAAAUCACUGAACCAUAUCAAACGUGAAAAUGAGGUUGCUUUGAAACUGAGAAAACUUUUGGAGCAUGAAAUGAUUGUGUUAGAGGAACGAAAGCAGGGAACCAUUAAAAUUCUGUCCCAGAUUGGAAAGGACACGGCCAUUACAGAGCAACAGAUCAAAGUGGUCAAGGCCCAACUAGACAGAAUCUCUAGGCUCAAGAAGCUGCUACCAGAAUACCAGGUUGCCCACGAGAGGGCGGUAUACAAGGCCAUCGCCAUCGUAGCAGACACCAAGAAGGUCAUUCAGAACAUGGACAUAGAGAAGCUGAGUGAACUACGCGGCAUGAACAAGCCCAUCCUGGACAUCGAGGAUCUGAUGACGGCCAUCAUCAUGAUAUUGAAAUCUCCAUCAGCAGACUUAACAUGGCAGAAAGGAGCCAAACGACAAAUGGCCAACUUAGAAAGAUUCAUUGAAGAGUUGAUGUCAUUUGAUGACAACCAGCUUCCCGAGUCUACACUGCUUUUAGUGGAACCAUACCUGAAAAAGCCCAGCUUUGACCCUGAGGCCUUGGAGAGGAAGACCAGUAAUUCGGCCUGUGGGGCUCUGUGUAAGUGGGUCAUUGGCGUGGUUAGAUACCAUAGAAUGAUGAUCUCCAAGGUCAAACCACUGCACCAAAAGGUAGAGGAGACCACUACAGCAGUGGAUGAGGCAGAGCACAAGAUGGCUACCCUGGAAAACAAAAGAAAGUCACAUGAAGUAAGACUGACAGACCUGGCCAAAGGAUUUGAGGAAGCCACCAUUGACAAAAACCAACAGGAGGAGAAAACCAAGAUGAUGAAAAAGAAGCUGGAAACGGCUGCUCAACUCAGAAAAAUCCUGAAAGGAGAGAGACAGAGAUGCCAGCAGAUUUAUGAUUCUCAUGAGCGCCGCGCUGUGGCGAUACCUGGUGGUUGUGCAAUGGCGGCAGCCUUCGCCACUUAUCUGGGACCCUACCACCACAACUUCCGACGAGUGAUGCUGACCAUUCACUGGCCCAACUGUCUGAGGGAGAGGGGAAUUCCCCUGGUUAUUGAUAGCAUUGAUGGAUUGAAAGGUCGAGUGAUAGACUGGAGUAUUGACUUCUUGAAGACUGCCACAGGGGCCAGUCAGGUGUAUGACAUAGAUUAUACCUCAGCACUGCUGGGUCAGAAUGUGGACCAGGAUGACUCCAAUGCCACGCAACCGCAGGAGGAGGAAGAGGAGGUUCUUGUGGAAAGUGGAGAGGAGAGCAAAGAACAGGAGGUAGAAGAGAAGGAAGAACAGAAGAAGGAGACUGCAGAAGGGAAUGAGGAGAAAGAAGAUGGUGAGGAGAAAGGAGACAAGGAAAAAUCAGAGAAAGAGGAGAAACAAGAGAGCACUGAACCUGCUACAGAUAAAGAGGCAGAGGAAUCAGAAAAAGGAAAAGAGAAGUCGCUGGCCAAGAUCCAGGAGCAGGAGGAGGGGAGUGAGGAGGAGGACAAGGACAGUAUGGUCACUCAGUCCACCACCCCCAUGAUCACCUCGGUCCAGUACAACAAGUACGUCCUGUCCCUCAUCAAGCUCCUGGUGGGGGAGAGAACUCUCAACGACUGGAUUCGUAAAGACUUUGGACCCCGACAGAUUGAAAAUGCAGCCAUGUUAUGUUCGUCAUGGCAACGACCUCCCAUGAUGAUUGACCCCAACGGAGAGGGAUCUGUUUGGCUGGGGAAACUCAAUAAGCUGAUGAACAAGAAGAAGCUAGUGUCCUUGGACAUGGAGACAAGGUCUGAUCCGCAUGUUUUGAUUACACUGGAGAAAGGCAUCAUGAGGGGCAAGCCUAUAAUACUGACCAACUGUGAGGAAAACAUUGACAAUGUAAUCACCCCUCUCAUCCACCACCGCAACACAGCCGAGGAAAACGACAAGAAUGAAGAAGCCCGCAUGAUCAAGUUUUGUGGACGCAGAGUCCUGUGCCAACCAGAUUUCCGUUUCUACCUCUCUACUCCUCUGGCCAAACCCAGAUUUAACCCGGAAGUAGCCUCGACCACGACCCUGAUCAACUUUGGAGUGUCACAUGACACAUUGAUGGAGGACCUCUUGACGAGAGCAUUUGCUCGCAUGAGGCCGGAGCUGUAUCAGGAGAGGUGUAAAACACUGAAGAACCUCCAGUUACAGAGAGACACUCUUUUAUAUCUGUCAGAGAUCGUGAAGUCUCAUGUGUUGUCCAAUCAGGCAGGAAUUCUGGGAAGUCCCAAGGCUCUGAAGUACAUCACAGACAUGACAAAUGCCAAAAUGGAGUUAGCGAACAGGUUGAAUGACACUCAAGCCCUCCUGCUUCAUCUGAAUGAUCUGAAGGAUGACCUGUUUCCCCUGGCGCGUAGAGCGGCCAUGUUAUUUGCGAUCAUCCGCAGCUUGCAGAGUGUUCACAAUGAGUACCAGUUCCCCCUGCAUUACUUUAUCGAGUUGUUUGAUGAGGCGGUCGGUGGAGAACUGCCACCAGAGUUCUUGAAUGCUGAUGAAGAAGAAGGGGGUUACGAGGAUGGAGAUGACAGUUCAGCGGGUGGAGCCCUGCAGAAGAAGCGCAAAGACAGUGCAGCCAGCUCCCAGGGUUCAAAGGCAAGUGCCACAGCAGGUACGGGAGACAAACAGACCCUCAAGUCAGAGAAAGAGGAUGGAGAGAAGGAUGAAUAUGCUGAUGACUUUGAUGAGGAUAAGACUGAAGAAAAAGCUAAGGAAAAGGAUGAUAAGGCUCUUGAGCCCCCUCCCGAAACUCAGUUAGCAGAUCAAGAAUAUAUCGAGUUGCUAACUGUUUGGAGAAAGCAGGGAGAUUCUGCUAGUACUGCAGCAGCACAGAAACUUCUGGAAGGAUCAGAAUCAGAUGAGUUGCCUCCCCUUGAGAUCCCAGAGACUGUCCCCUUGCCAACAGAGGGAGUUAAAUACGAAAGCCUCUCAGCCAAUCAGAUUAAGCAAGCCAUGGAUAAGAUGACUGGAUUAGUAUACAGAAGGAUCAGAGAAGCCCUGUAUGAGAAAGACAUUUUACUGUUUGCCACUCUGCUGUGCCUUAACAUUGAAUCAGAGGGAACAGAAAACUUCUCAAAUGAAGAGAUGUCAUUGCUCCUGCAAGGUAACCCUGGCUUGGGAAUGCAGUUGACCUUGAACGACUUUGACUGUAAGGACCCACCCCCAAAAUGGCUCCCACAGGAGAAGUGGGAGGAUAUAUUGGCCCUGUCUGUCCUCCCAGGGCCCCUGGACAGUCUGUGUGUACACAUGGCUCAGAACUCUGACACCUGGAAAAGCUGGUAUACCUCGGACUACCCAGAGAGGGAGCCACUGCCUGUAGCCUCUGCAGGAGGAGAGGAAGACAAACGUCCAUCAUCUGGAGGAAGUAGGAACAGUCAAGGUAACGGCAUGAAGACCCCUGACCUUGGGCCUCUUUCUGACUUCCAUCAGCUGCUGUUAUUGCGCAUGCUUAGACAGGACCGUCUGCCAGCAGCUCUGGUCCGCUAUGUCAACAAACACCUCACCAUUAACCUCCCAGAGCAAACUGACUUCAAUUUGAGUGAUGUCCUCCAAGAUGCAAAGCGCCAUCUAGGUGUGUUGCUGCUGCUGCCACCUAGUGUCUCAGAGAGUCAGCAACAUCCGUCCAACAGACUGCGCCUGACCAAACCACCAGUGGAAGUCCUGAAGAAAAUGGCACAGGCCAUUGGAGCCCAGGUGGAGAUCGUGCGUGUGGGUGAUGGCUGUGAGAUUUUGGUGGAUGAAGCCAUCGACAGUGCUGAUAAGAACGAUGGCUGGGUGAUCAUUCAGGACCUUCAUCUGGCUCCGCCCAAAUUCUUUAACAACCUGAAGAAACACCUUAUCCGAGUGGCCAGAUCUAGAAGUAAUGCUCAGGAUGAAAAUCAGAAAGGAAAUCGUUUCUGUGUUUGGAUUACAUCAGAACCAUGCCCGUUGAUUCCAAGCUUCUUGCUGCAGAACCUGCACAAAAUUGCAUGGAACCACAUUACGGAAGAUGUGGUUAACUCAAAGAACAUGAAAGAUGAGGGCAAGGAGGCUGAAGGGGGUAACCAGGCCCCCAAAGCCCCACUCGCCAUUUCUUACAGAUCCCCGGGGACAUACCUCCACUCUGCAAUUGUGUCCACCCUCAAACAAAUUCCUACAGAGCUCUUGGAGAAAGUCUCCACUGAGCCCCAGAUGGUCCGCACCAUUGCGUUUGGUCUUGGCGUCAUACAAGGAAUGCUGGUGGCUCGCCAACUGUUUGGAGCUCAGGGCCUUAACCAGUGGUACCCAUUCAACCAGGUUCAGAUGGAACAGGCUCUGGUGGCCCUCACCGGUAAAAUGCUGAAAUCUGAAGAACAGCAGGCACCAAAAGUUGACAACAUGGUUGAAAUAUUUGCCAAGCUGAUAUACCAGAACUGUGUGUUGACCUACAGUGACAUGGACUAUGUAGAGGCCUGUGUGAAGAAUGUCCUAAACAAUCUGUAUCAGGACAGUACUGGAAGCUUGGUGCUUGGGAGCGUGGCCAUCCCAACACCUCCUGCUAACGUUGAUCCUGCAGACUUUGGACAGUGGUAUGAAGAUAAUGUGGAUGAUGAAUUCACACUAGGAGCCCUGCAGCUACACACCAGUGCAGAGCGAGAAACCAUAGACUCUGAAGCUACCGAUUUUAUCCGAAAUCUGGACUUGAUGUUUGAGACCCAGACAAUGGAGGCAGGAGACAUAGCUAGCGUCCAGCAGGACCGAGUGAACAUCAUGAGGCUGAGGUCCUCCCUGGACCUGUGCUCCGAGGAGUUACCUAUCCUGUUGGAGCUGGGACAAGUUGGUGACCUGAUCAAGCAGGACUAUAACUUCCCAUACCAUGUUCCUAGUCUGAUCAGUCUUGCCACAGCCAGCAGUUCACAAAUGCCCGAAACCAUCGGCUACUGCUUGCUGCAGGAGUGCCUAUGGAUGAACAACUCCCUCUGUCAUAUGAGGCAACAGAUCCAUGAACUACAAGGCUGCCUUUUGGCAGGCCCAGAGGCUAUUACUAAGGAACUCCUGCCAACUGCCUGCAGCCUACAGGAGGAACAUGUUCCUGUGUCCUGGAUCCAUCCUAACUGUCAGCCUUCCACUCACUCCCUUGUUUCCUGGUUGGAAGAUUUGAAGAAAAGACAUGACCAGCUACAUAACUGGGUCAAACACAACAUGGUCCCCAUUUUCAAGAAUGGGACCCUGGAAAAUCCCACCAUUGCUGCCGGUCACCUGGGCAAGGUUUGGCUGGGAGGACUGGUCAACCCUCAGGCCCUACUGGUGGCUAUCAGACAGGAGAAGGCCAUUGUUGCUCAGUGCUCCAUGUCAGAGAUCUCCUUUGAGUGCAUCGUGAUGGACAACAUCAACACUGACGAGUAUGAUCUGGAUGAGGGAGGAAUGUUCAUCAGUGAUAUUCAUCUACAAGCGGCAGCCUGGGAUUACGAGAACGACUGUCUGAAAGACCCUGUGUCAUCUUUGUACAACAUUCCAUACAUGUACAUGAAGCCAGUUCUAACAGCUGAGCAGGCAGACAAAAUCAACAAACAGACCAUAUAUCCCUGUCCUAUCUUCAUGAAUAAGAGCAGACAAGUGCAGACUACGACAGUGAACUUGAACUGUCCAGUUCCAGUGGACAAAUGGAAGAUGGCCAGAGUAGCCCUAAUACUGGAUCCAGGUCUCCCUGAGGAUGGUGUAAAGAAAUCAAGGUCCUAUUUGAUGCUGAUGAAGGCUCCCAUGAUGCCUAUACAAGAAGAGGAAUCCAUUCGAUCAGAUGAGGAAGAAGAGGAACUAAUUGAACUGGAACAGGGAGAGGAGAUCGAGAACUCUGAGCAGUCUCAAAUGUCCUACCGGCCAAUGAGCCCCAAAGCCCCACCCCUGCCGCCAGGACUGGCCCUUCAGAAAGAACCCCCCAUGGGUGGUGACCAAGCUUCAUCAUCUUCAAAGCAAGCAGGUGAAGCAAAACAGUCAAGUAUCAAAGGUAGCAAGGACUCUGUAUACAGCCAGGGCAAGUCAGAAGGAAAGAAAGAAAGUCGCACAGCCACACCUACAAAAGCCAGUGAAAGAUCUGAACAGCAGUCACCAAUGGAGGCAAAGCCUGGUUCCCGACCCCCAACAAGGACUAGCGUGACCAGUAAGAAGUCGAAAGAAAAAGAAGAAAAGGUAGCUUCAGAGGAAGAGGUUAACGACAAGGGAAGUGUUACCAAUACCAGGCCUCGAUCAGAGCAUGAAGAUCCGGUCACUCAGGUGGAGAUCGAACACAGUGAGGAUGAGAAUGGAGGGGACACUGAGAGGAAAACUCAACCGGCUAGUGACAGAAGUUCAGAAGAAAAUCAGAAUCAAAAUGCAAUGAAAAAAUCUGUAUCAAGCUCAUCUCUGAAAAAAGGAGAAUCAACACAAAGUUUGAAAAAAGGAGAAUCAACACAAAGUUUAAAGAAGGGUUCUUCAACACAGAGUUUGAAAAAGGGGUCAUCAACACAGAGUUUGAAAAAGGGGGAAUCAACACAGAGUUUGAAAAAGGGGGAAUCAACACAGAGUUUAAAGAAAGGGGAAUCAACUCAAAGUUUGAAGAAAGGUAGUUCAACACAGAGUCUUACAAAACAACAAUCAACCCAGAACUUGAAAAAGGGAACAUCUGGGGAAAGUUUAUACAAUGCAAAAUCUAAGGAAAGUUUGAAGAAAGGUACUUCAAGCGAAAAUCUCAAGACCACAAGGUCAAAAGACAGUUCUGAAGGUCAACCCUCUGAAACCUUACAGAAAUCAAAAUCUAAAGAGAGUUUGAAGAAGUCAUCUUUUGAAGAUGAAGCCAAAGAGUCUUCAGAGCCACAGGCCACAAACAGGGAGUCGGAAAAAUCAAAAUCUUCCCCACCACCCACUAACCGCAGUGUGGAGGAGAAACAGAAUUCAGAAUCCCAGAAAGAGGCUACAGCAACUACUGAUGAUGCUACCAACCAAAAACAGGAGGAGAGUGUAGCAGACGACAAGCAAGCAGAGACCAGCAAAGAGCAAGAACCAGCUAAACAGGAGGAGACAACUGGUGCCAAAGACAAGGAUGAGAGUGAUAAGGAUAUGCUGUGAUCUUAUAUCAAAAUUUGAUGGAUAUUUUUUGUUUACAUGAACUGCCAUUCUUAUUUUGAUUUGUGAAGAUCCAACUUCUCUUUGAGGAAAAAUAAUAUUUAGAACCAUGAUUUGUUAUUGAUUAUUUUAUCUCUUAUGUUGUUGCAUCAUUUUAUUGAAGAAAAAAUUUCAAUAAUGACAUAUUAAAAAAAAUGUGCUUAAUUGUUGAUAAAUUUACAUUUACCUACCGGUAUAUGAAAAUAAUUAUUACCAAAAAUUGUUGUAGUUAUGUGCCUUAAAGUUCAUAGUUAAUUAUACAUGGUAUUUAUUUUAAAUAAGCAUACCGUCCAAAACUUGCUGAAUUUUACACUAUAAACAGAAUGUGUUUACAAGUGUUUAGUCAUUUUAAUUGAUGAUGAUAUCUACUUCCGUCCAAAGUCCAAACAUUAUUUUUGAAAACUGCUGAUCUAAGCAAAAUAACCUCUACAUUUAUUAUUUUUCACACUUGUCAAGAGUAUAUUUUUUUUAAAUUUAUUUAUGUGUUUUUAUGUCUUCUUUUUUGUUGUUUAUUUACAUUAUAUUUUUUUUUCUAUUGAUGUUACUUGAAUUUUUGUGAUAAUAGUAUACUUUAUGCAUCACUGUCAGAAAAUUAGAAAUUAUUUAUUUUGUAUUUCAAAAAAAAGACAUUUAGUGUUAAUGUGUGUAUGAAUAGUUCUGUAUUUAUGUGCACACUAUAUUGUGGUUUAUUUUGGAACUACCUGUUGACCAAUUGUAUUGUAUUUUAUUUAUUUUUUGCGUGUGAUAAUAAAUUAAAGUUAUUGUGAGUAUUUGAAUAAGCGAUGAUGAAUAAACUGGAUUUUAAUUGUU